AUGGCACCCAUGUCCCUCCUCUUCCUGGGCUUCUACCUCUCCUUCCUCCAUUCUUCACAUACCCAGACCAUCAUUGGCUCUUCCUCGUCAUUUCCUCCUCUCGACCUGCCAAUUAAUUCUUCACCUCCACCUACCAAGCAAACUGUCAGUUUCUGGCCCUCUUUACCUCCCAGAGGACGCAGUGAUGUGCCUGUCAGAGCGACAGUCCGGGAUAGGCUGAAGAGUACGAAUACAGUGCAACUGGGGCCAAGAGUGACCCGUCCCACUGUGCAGUCCAUUCCUUCUUUAAUAUCCGGCCUCUCUGCAAAGAACCUCAGCAUCGGGCCAAUUUUAACCCAACCGACUGCCUCCAGGCCCAGGACUGACACAGCCGGUCUAGUGUUCAGCAGGGCCUUUGCUAAGGGGGACACUGCUACAAAAGGCUUGACUCCACCUCAGCCCACUGCUGUUGCAGAGCCUGCAGGUAACAAGGCAGGGUCAAAGUAUGAUGAUGAUGAUCCACAGGGCUUAGGAUCAGGUAGUUCUCCAACAACAAUGCUUGUGACGGAGGAAACUCCUGUUCCAACGGUUGGGGAUGAAAUGUCGCAGUAUCGGCCUCAGGCACAGACAGUGAUAUCUAAAACUCCUGACGAAAAGACACCACCACCUGAGAGUCAGACUGUGAAGCCUCCGGUCUUUGUGCUCACAACGGCCAGUAAAACCACAACAUCACCACAGACACCAGAGACGAGAGCAACACUGUCCCCUGUGGUGACGAAAGCAACACCUCAGACUGUAGUUUUAACAGCCACCGGCUUCAGAGCUGCCAGUCACUGCCCGAAGCCAGAAGAGUUCGCCUUCAAACACCACAACACCACAAGUGACGACCACAUCUACAGCUACUGUGCUUACUACAACAGUGGCAGCUGUGAGAGCGUCCUCGAAAGCAUCAAAUCCAACCAACGAAAAUCUUCCUUCCUCACCACCGGUGUAGUCCCAGUCACCCGGAUCAGGCUUUUCCCCACCUACCAGAGUGGUGUUGUUCAGAGGAACCGCUCCAUUCUCCUGGGACAUCCUCACCAAGCUCCCCACGCUACAUAUAACCCAGUCCCCUCUCCCAGCGCCGGUCCCUCUAAUGAAACAUUUCUGUACUGGGGUGACCUGAGCCGGACGCUGGCCUUCGCCUGGGAGCUUCACGUCUACGGCUCAGCAAGUCUCUUCCUCCUCCUGUUUGCUGGAGCUGCUCUCGGCCUCACCCUGUCCCCUGCCACAAACUGUCCACAUCGGGGUGCUGUUGCACUCGCCAACGCUCUGCUGUUUCUAGCCGGAGGCCUUAGGGCAGCUCUCUUUCUAAUUGACCCCUAUGGCACACGGAAGUUGCUGCCCCGCCCUGCAGUUAUGGUGCUCUACAACUUGCCUCUACACCUGCUGGUGUGGACGCAUGCUGCCGUGGCACUGUUGGCCAUACGGGUGGCAGGGGUGAGUGUGUUACCUCCCACCAUGGAGCGCCCUCCGCUGGUGGCUGUGUUGGCUGUGUUGCAGUGCACCCUGCUGCUGGCAGCCGACCUGCUCUCCCCAGCCCUGUCCCCUGUGGUGCCCGUCACCCUGCAGGUCCUGUCCCUGUGCUGGGGCCUGGCUCUCUGCCUGGGUUUUCUCUGCUACGUCUUUCCACGUAUACGCUGCCCACCGCUUCCCGAGCCUGGAGUCCCUGAACAGGGCACGAGGAAGGCUUGGACAGGGAGCAGGAGGAUAGGCGUGGUCCUGGGGAGGGUCCUGGCAGUGUGUGCGGUCGUGGGGGCCUUGUGCUGUGGCCUGCAUGUUUAUGCCACCUUAUGGCUCUAUGGGCUUCUAGGGGACUGGACACACUUCAACUGGGGAUGGUGGCUGGUUCACUUCUGGGCCCGGCUGUUGGAGCUCUCCUGGGGGUUCUCGCUCCUUCUCCUGAGUUCUUGGCUGUUCUGGAGGCCCCAAAGUUACCAGGGAAGGGAGGAGGGUGGAGCAGACGGCAGAGCAGCUGGAGACGUGCCAUCCCCUGGCCAGUCUGUAGGGUCCACUCAAAGACAUACCUGCUGGUCCAAGAUAGUGCAGAGCCUGAAAGUGAAGCCGUGCAGAAAAUCUGACAGCAAUGGGGUAGGAGGAGGUGGAGUGGGAGGGGGAGGAGGAGGAGGACCAGGAGGACCAGGGGAGAUGCCUAACAACUGGGCUGGUCAGGAACGUCCUGGAGCUGACAUCAGUAAAAGUCUGAUCAGGAACCAGAACCACGAGCAGGUCACUGCCGUGCCGCGCUAUGUCAAAGACAACAACAGGGGGCGCAACCACCGGGGCCACUCUGCAGAGCGGGGCGUGUCUGACGGCUCCACCGGCUCCCUGCUGAGGCUGCAGGCGCUGGGACGUCCUCCUCAACGCUCAGUGAGUGGCAGCCUGGAUCAGGAUAAGGACACUUCCCUCUCUCUCUGUGACUUUGAUCUACGCCCCCCCUCUCCCAUCAACCUGACCCGCAGUAUUGAUGAGGCUCUGCACAGGGGGCACCUACUGGAAGGAGGCAGCCUAUUUUAUCCUUACAACCAAAACUCACAGUCUCCCUCCCCGGGCUCAGGGGGCAGCCAGGGACCCUGGCUCCGCAGGAACAGUGAUCCUCAGAUGCUGUCUGAGAGCAGCGAGGCCGCGACAGAGUCGUCCAUGCCACUAGGUGGCAGCAUACUCAGCAGUGUACCAAGUAGACAGGUGACUGCUCCACCCACACCUUCCCAUCAGGGUAACAGGUGGGCUGGGAACGGGGUGUCAAGUGUCCCCUCAUCAGUGUCCUGCCCUGUGUCGCUUCGUCCCACCAGAAUAUCUACUGGGCAUCUGGGGGACGACGGAGUGGAUGACACGCGACCGUUCAUCACUCCGGACUCAGAGAGGGUGCGGGGGAGGGCUGGGAGGCCGGCGGGGUCACGGAGUUACCUGGAGGUCAGUCGACAUGACGACUCUGCCAGUGUGAACAGCGAAAUCAUUGACUUAUGA
Limanda limanda (common dab) is the source of this 2985-nucleotide messenger RNA. RefSeq names its product proline-rich transmembrane protein 3. The record is from RefSeq and is a predicted model, not a curated record. The coding region runs from base 1 to 2985 and encodes 994 amino acids. Lineage: Eukaryota; Metazoa; Chordata; Actinopteri; Pleuronectiformes; Pleuronectidae. The transcript is spliced from 3 exons.